Papilio machaon (common yellow swallowtail) is the source of this 701-nucleotide messenger RNA. Its product is annotated as calexcitin-2. Gene Ontology annotation, molecular function: calcium ion binding. NCBI's taxonomy places the organism in Eukaryota, Metazoa, Arthropoda, Insecta, Lepidoptera, Papilionidae. Bases 49 to 594 code for a protein of 181 amino acids. The record is from RefSeq and is a predicted model, not a curated record. The transcript has a single exon.
UCUUUCAGAAGGGGCACGUAGUUGACAAGUAUUCAGUGUAGAGUUAAAAUGGUUUCAGAGUUCCGAAAGAAGAAGUAUUUGACUAUUUUUGGCUAUUUUGACACUGAUAGCAAUGGAAAGAUCGAGAAGAAAGAUUUUGAAACGAUGGCAGAGUUGGUAGCAAAAUCGCCGGACGGUACAAUCAACGAAGUGAAGCACAAAGAAUAUCUUAAUGCACUUCUGGCGAUCUGGAGCGGUUUGCAGCAGGCGGACACCAACAAGGACGGACAUGUCUCCGCCGACGAGUGGGUGGCGCAAUGGGACGCGUACGCCAAGAAUCCUGCUGCCCCGCUGGAGUGGCAGAAAGUCUACUGCAAGUUUUCCUUCCAAAUCCUAGACACGGGCAACGAUGGCAGCAUAGACAGCGACGAGUUUGUAAAGGCCUACGAGUCUUGGGGAUUCAAGAAAGAUGACGCCGCUAAGAUUUUUGGGAAGCUGUCUCAAGGAAAGUCGACAUUGUCCUGGGCCGAGUUUCAGAAGCUGUGGCAGGAGUACUUUACCAGUGAGGACGCCAACGCACUCGGCAACCUAUUGUUUUCCUCUCCCUCGCCUUGAUUAAUCUCAGUUAAAUUUUGUUUCAGACAUCGAAUAAUUUUGCUUAUUAAAUUUGUGUAUAUUUUUGCGUUUAUUGUAUAAUAUUAUUCAUUAAAGAGAUGUACAAA